Musca domestica (house fly) is the source of this 2386-nucleotide messenger RNA. Its product is annotated as putative transporter svop-1. The transcript has 8 exons. The coding region runs from base 201 to 1808 and encodes 535 amino acids. Gene Ontology annotation, biological process: transmembrane transport. Gene Ontology annotation, molecular function: transmembrane transporter activity. The record is from RefSeq and is a predicted model, not a curated record. NCBI's taxonomy places the organism in Eukaryota, Metazoa, Arthropoda, Insecta, Diptera, Muscidae.
AUCUAUCCGCAUUGAUGCUUUCUUCUAAUGUAAAUGGGCAGGUGGUUGAACAGUCUGCUUUGGACACAGGUGCGAUUAGACGGGUUAUCAUUUCACUUGACUUGUGCGAAUUCGAAACGAAUGCGGUACUUUUGAAAUUGUCGGGCAAUUUGAUGUGACAGAAAAUUAAAGCGAAAAUAAAAAUUACAAACGAAAAAAAAAUGUCGAUAUCAGAAAAAGAUGCAUCCGUCAAAGAAUCUCAAGCCCAAUAUAUUGAAAAUAUCAAAAGGAUUUCAGAAUCUCGUUUAUCGAUACAAAGUAACAAUGGCUCGGUGGGAAAGGAUUUGGUGAAGAAUUUCUGUUAUGAAGAUGUUUUGAAUAUUAUCGGUUUUGGUAGAACACAAUAUUUAAUGUUGUUCACCUGUGGCCUGUUGCUAAUGAUGGUCAUUUGUGAAACAAUGGGCAUGAGUAUUAUAACGAUUGCUUCGAAAUGUGAUUUCAAUACCAACUCGGUGGAAAUGGCCGUAAUGAGUGCUGCUGCAUUUAUUGGUAUUUUAUGUUCAUCCUAUGUUUGGGGCUAUCUGUGCGAUAUGUAUGGACGCAAGCCGAUUUUAAUGUAUACCACCCUGAUUGGUAAUGUGGUGUCACUGCUCUCGAUAUUCGUUCCCUAUUUUUGGCUGUUUGUUUUUCUGCGAUUCGUUGUGGGAAUAUUUAUUGCUGGCGCCUCUUCAACCACCUACGCCUAUUUGGGUGAAUUCGUAUCGAUACGCCACCGCCCAGUUGUGAUCAAUUUCACCAGUAUGUUUGUGGCACUGGCAAUGACCUAUGUCCCUGCAAUCGCCUGGCUGGUACUAUCAAUGGAUUGGUCUUUCGAUAUAUCCGAUAGUUUUGCAUUUCGUCCAUGGCGUUUGCUGACUGUCUUCAAUAUUUUACCGGGUUUCAUUGCCAUUCUGAUUAUGUCAAAGCUACCAGAUAGUCCGAGAAUUUUGAUGUCCAUUCGAAAACAGGAGGAAGCAUUUGCUGCCACAAACUGGAUUGCUAAAUUGAAUACGGGCAAGACAUUGGCUGAUUUUAAUAUCUAUAAAAUCUACGAUGAAAACCCGACGGAAAGUGAUAAGCUGAUACAGACAUCGAAGUCAUUUGUCCAGAUAAUGAAACAAAUGUGGAUCGACACCAAGCCCUUGUUCAAGAAACCCCAUUUGGUGAACUUCGUCACAUGCUGUAUUGUAAUGUGCGGGGUAUUUUUUGUAAAUUCCGGCAUGGGUCUUUGGUAUCCAACAAUUCAAAAUCGUUUAGGUUCCGUAGAUGAUGAAACACAGAUGAGUAUCUGCCAAGUUAUUGAUGCCUCGAUGGAACAGCAGAAUUCUAAUUCAACAGAUUAUGUUUGUGAUGACACUAUAACAAGAAAAUCCUACAUCGAUUCAAUAACAUUUGGUUUGGUCUAUUUGGGUGCUUACUUUGUGUUGGGUUUCAUAAUUAAUCCCUUGGGCCGUAAACGUACCAUUAUCCUGCUAUUGACGGUAUCUGCCAUUUGUGGCAUUGUUUUGCAUUGGAUAAUGGAACCCAUUGCAAUUGUAGCAUGUUUCAUUCUGUUUGUAAUGCUGCCGGGACUGUGUGUGUCAAUAUUGAGUGGAGCUGUGGUGGAUUUGGUUCCCACACAUUUGAGAGGGAAAGCCGUAUGCAUUUGCCUGAUGUUGGGACGCUCUGGUAGCGUUAUUGGCAGCAAUAUUAUUGGUGUACUGCUGGAGUCAUAUUGCAGCAUAACAUUUGGGGUGUUUUAUGCCCUCGUCUUGGUCUGUGCUGGCUUGACCUUACUGUUACCCAUCUAAAAAUAUGUGAUUCAAGACUGUAAAAUGGAGUUGAAAUUGGUCCAGAGCAUCGAACCAUUUUUGCCAUUUUCACGACUUUAGUUUUAAUAAUAGUUCUAAGGAAGUGUUCAAAUAAUUUUUAUAUUUUAAAAUUAAGCCUGAUUUAAUUUUAAGAUUUAUUGGAAUAAGUGUGGUGAAAAUUGAAGUUGGAAUAAUGUAAAGGAAGAAGAUUGAAAUUCAUAAAAAUGAAAUGAGAUAUAUUUUAAAAAAAUUAAGACUAUUUUCGUUUGUAUAAAUUUUAAUCUUCUUCUUUUAUAAUCUUAAAUAAAUUGGCAGAUUUAAUACGUCAGUUGUAGUCAGUAUUAGGCCAAUUUAACAUUUUUAUAACAAAAUCAAAUCAACUUAUUAUUUUACGUUAAAUAAGCUGGAUUUUAUAUCUGUUACAGAAUUUCUAUGAUAUUUGUUAGUUAGCUCUAAUUUUAAAAUUAGGAACUUCCCAUGAAGUCCCUAUAUAUUUGCUGUUUCAGAACUGCAAAAAUGUAAAAAAUUGUACAACCAUAAUCGAUUUCCCCUUUAUCAUAUCGAAAAAAAUUCCAAAU